AUUGUUGCAGCCCCCCCUCCACAUUCACACACAUAAGUCAAACUUGUGCUCAACACCUCCUCGUUCUCCUGCUCAGAGCUUGUAGGAGUUCUCGGGGGUCCGUGGGCCAUUGGACAGCUCAGUGGAACCGCCGCCUCCUUCAGCUCUGACUCCGCAGACCAGAACAGAGCUGGAGGAAACUUUGGGCUGUCUGACGGGCUCCUCGCGAUGUGGAAUACAGGGAUCCGUGGAUGAUCGAUAACUGCCGACAGGAGCGCAUUCCGAUCAUUAAUUAUUAAUAGAUCCCCCUGAAGCGCCGGGGAUGCGAGAGAGACGCAGCUGCGGCGAGGAGCGCGCAGAGCCGGGGGAGUCACCGGCGGAGCGGAGCGCGUUUCCAGAGGAGACCGAGAGGAGCAUGAGGGAGGAUGAAGAAGGGGGGAGCGGGAUGGAGAGCGGCAGAGGUGGAUUAUAAUGAAGUUGAGUGGGAAAGGACUGUGCGCCGUCUUCUCCAGCACCCUCCUCUUCGUGUGCGCCCUCAGCGAAGUUGUCGUUGGAUUAAGAUGCGUCUCGCUGGGAUCCACGGUCAAGGCGCAUUUCCACCUUGGCGCCACGGCGGGGGCUUUUUACUCCGGGUUACUUGUGGGAAUUGGACAGGUGCUGCUGGGCAGCGCGCUGCUCUGCUGCGCGGAGAAGCCCGGCUGCAGGAAUUUCUUCCUCCUGGGGGUUGUGGUCUUCCUGUUGGGGGUCCUCACCGCCUUCUCCGGCGCUGUCGUGGAUGGAGACACGGCUUCCCUGGUGGAGAGGAAAUUCUCCCACUAUUGCUUUCACUCUAUGAUGAUUGUGAACCCGGUGUGCGAGCAGCUGAGGGAGUACCAGCGGAGUCUGGUCAUCUCCACGGUCCUCAGCACUUUGGAGUGCCUGCUGGGACUCAUCCACCUGGCCAUCAUCAAGCGCUACAAGGCGGCGCAGUUCUCCCGGAGCAGGCGCUGUCAGCGGCAGAGCGCCGGGGCCAUCCUCUUCAGUGAGGAGCGGGACUGCCCCGCGCACCAGCCGGUGUCUUACAUCAACCUGGGGGUGUUCACGGUGCUGGAUGAGACGGGCGCAGAGGCGCGGCGCGGAGGACACCCGUCCAUCGAGCUGCCGGGAUACUCGCCCUCGGACCCGGAGCUCAACCACUGCUUCCCCUUCUCCAUCCAGAUCCCCAGCGAGCUGCCGCCCGCCUACGAGGACAUUUUCCCGGCGGAGGCGCGCAACACAUAGCCGCUCCGGAGCUGCGCCCCUCGGGGGCACUUCUCUCUGCUGUGACAAUCAGUGACAUUGUGCUUCAUCAAAGCCCUCCGUCCACUCCAGCGAGUUCCACAGGAGGACAGCAGCAGGGGAUUUCUCAUUGUCCUGCUUUCGUGCUGAGCUUUUCCUCACAUCUGCCUGAUAGCGCGCAUUAAUCAGACUGAAGCAGGUGCGCAGAUCUGCCUUCAGAGCCUUCAGGCCCCAAGAGCAGGCGCAGCGAGGCCCGCAGCUUUGCUAAAAUAACAUCAGAGGUACUGUUUUAAAUGUUUGCUGUUUUUAAACUUGUGAAUAAAACGUGUAUUUAACCAUAUCUGUGGUCAUGCUGCUGCCAGCACGUGGACCUCCACUCCACUCCAUCAGAUUGUUUAUUUACGGAUUUUUUUAGUGUAGCAAUCUAAGAUUCAAGAGCCAUCAAUGAUUAACCAAGAAAGCAUUGAUUUUCUAGUCACAAUUCAGCACUUCUACAGACUACAUUAUCUCUUUAUUCUGACCCCUCAAAGGGAAGUAUUUCAAACGCUUGAGGGUCAGGUGGAGCAUUUUUCCUCUUUCUGAGAUCUUAUUGAAAUGUCAGCUGUUUUCACAGCUGUAGCAACCUGUCUGAGUCUAGAAGUGCCAAGACUCACACAUUUGGCUCAGGAUUUAUUAGCAAAAGUCUGGAUGUAAUUCCGCUUUGACCAAACUUUUUCCAAAUAUUCAAUUAUAGGAAAAUAAACAAUCACUUUUAUUCAUUUUUGAAUGGAUGGAUGUCAAAAUGAGAUUAGCUUUGUGCUCAAAAAGCAUCACUUAAAGUCUGAUGGAGGACAAAGUAACCUGACCUGAACACUCAGCAUGAAACCACCACUUAAGAGAUUUGCGGUGAACCUCUGCACUCAUGGUAAACUGCAGCUGGUCCAUAUAGGAAACCUGCUUAUAAAUGACAUCAUCAUCAGCAAAUUUGAGAUGAAAUCUAAUUUCAUUGCAGCUUGAAAAAUGUACAACUUUUUUUUGUUUGUUUCAUCAUUGACUGUAAAUGGGAACUGGACUGAGUGACCCCUCCUCUCCCGUGUUCCAAACAGGAAGCACCAGCUGAUUAAAGGAGCCAAAAUCCUAUAGGGUGUAUUCAGACUGGACACAUUUGGUUUGCUUAAAGUGAAGUAGAUUUAGUUUCUCCCGAUAAUCCAGUACAAAGUAUCAUUCCGAACUAUUCCGGGACCAGGAACUGCUCUCGUAUCCAUCUUUUAAGUUGUGUCUCGGUUCAUUUCAAAUAGAACUGCACUUCAGUUUGCUCUGAGAUUCCUCAGUCUGAAUACAAAGCGGUCCAAGAGCGAAAUAAUUGAACCAAACGGCCACCGUAGCUGGUAAUUAGUGGACAAUCGUGGAGCAGCGAUAUGACAGCAACUCAUCAAAAUGUGGUCGGAUGAAUACAGGCUCAUUAAAACAACUUUUAACGCGAUCCACAUUGCUUCUCAUAUCGUUUUCCUGACAAUUCAGAAGUCUCAUACUUUUAUUAGCAUACCUCAUAGUCGUAGCAUUCUCACUGCCUAUGCUUCCACUGUAUCAUCACAGCAGCUAAAAAAUGUCAAAACUGGCCGUCAUGGAUGAUCAAAAUUAAUCAGCGAAACCAAAAGUUUAAAUAAGUGAACAAUCCUGGCAAACCACUGUUCUGUGCAUCUCCAUCCUUCUCUUUUUGUUUUUAACCCACCCCUGUAACUGCCAGCCAAUGACUGAGGAAAUCUUUGGUCAUGUGGUUUUGUUUACAAGUUUUGGUCUGGAACAGAAAUCUCCGGUUGUCUGAAUACAGUCCAAACACAAGGUUCAGGACUGGAUCUGGAACAAAUCCUUUUUCCAGUGUGAAUACACCCAUAGACUUCCAUAGAAACAUAAACAGCUACUGUAUUACUCAGUCAUUAUAUUUGUCUGAACAACCAUUCUUAAUAAUCCACUUUUUUAUUUUAUUUUUUUUUUCUCUUGUGAAAGUUAUACCCUGUCCAAUCAGAAUCCUCAUUAAAAGUCAAAAUGUUUGAUAAAUCCUCUGGAGCCUACUUUCAAGUGGUGGAGACGUGGCCUUCCAACGAGCUCACUCCUGAUUGGUGAAAAUGGUUGACAAAGAAAUUUUAACUCCGACUGACCAAUCACUGCUAACUGACAUCUAACUCUAACAUGUCCGUAUCCUGGAAAAUGGACCUUCAUUUUGAUGGAAAGAUUUUCUACAAUUUAUGUCACACUUGAUCGGUCCAGUUCUCAUGUACAGUCAAUGGGUGAACCUCUGCAUAUAAAUGACAUCAUCAUCUGCAAAUUUUAGGUUAAAAAGUGCAAAUGUUAUUUUGUUGAAGCUUGACUUUGAGGGUGCAAUUGAAGAAUAUAUAUAUUUCUACACACUUCAAAAGCAAAUUCAGACUUCAUAGAGUUCCCUUGCAUAUUUUGAACUAUACAUCAAACCCAAGCAGGGCUGUUUAUUGUUUAAGACAUUUGAUCAUACCUUAAAUAAUUAUUAUAUCUGCUCUCAGCAUGGAGACUCCUAAUGUUUUGACAGCUAUCACUUAUUUAACUGAAGAGGAACAGAUAAUCAUUUGUCUUUGAUUCUAAUGUACUGCAGUAAAUUCAACUUAAAAAGUUAUUUUUUUUAAUACGAGCUGCUGUGGCUGCAUAUUUUUAAGGGGCACUUUGAUGAGCACUUUAUGAUGAAAAAACUCCACUGGCUCAGUGUGAUAACCUCCUCUUCUCCUUCUAAAUACUGUGUGAUGUUAUCGGCUUCCUCAUUCUGCUUAGGCUGGGCUCUCUGCAUGCAGGAGAGGAGAAAACAUCACGCUUCAGUCUACUCUCACGUGGCUCUCGCCUAACUUUAAGCAGAGAGAGGAAGAAAAGGAAGAAGGGUUUGGACAGCGGCUGUCUUUAUUUGACAGAAAGGUUGAAGCCAAGUGAGCAGUGAGCUUUCAAAAUGUACUGCAGCAAACAAACAGUCAUGUUUUUUUAGAGGGUAAAUGUGGAAAAGAAUGUAAAUGUUUUGUGCCUCAUUUUAUGAUCCAUAGGGAGCUGGUCCAAAGAUAAACUGUAAAAAUGUGAUUUAUUUUCAUUGUUAAAUGAACUUGAUCGAUUUGUUUUAAUGGAAGAUUUCGAUUGAGGUUUUUGAGUGGUUGAAUGUGGCGCCUCUCAUUUAAGCCACCUUUAUUUUGAAUAUUUUGGAAUUAAAGUUUUGAAGUAUUCAUUUUAUUUUCUACAGUUACUGUCUGGUGGUGACAGAAAUUUCUGAUGACCGAGGAGAAACGACGAGGAUGAAAAUGACGCAUUAAAAAGGCUUAAGCACUUUUGAAAGUCACAUUCUGCCUUAAUGGAACAAAAAGUGUUGAUCUGCUUUGAGACAUUUAAUCACUUUCAUCUCUCAUUUCAUCUUUAUUAAAUAACAUUUUUGCUAAUUUACCAAAUAUAUGAUUUUAUUGAUUUUAAGAGAGUUACGUCUUUUUGAGGUAUAGACUUACCUCUUUGUUUAGGUUUACAUUUUAAUCAUUUACAAAUCUUAUAUUUGUGCUUUUAUUUAAAAUGAUUAAAAAUUACUUUACGAGUUUCUAGAAACAGGGUUGGACAAACUUUUUUAUCAACUAGCCGUUUGGCUAAGCUAAGAUAAACUAAGCUAAUAUAAAAUAAGCUAAGAGCUUAGCUAGCUAAGUCCGAACUCGUUUUACUUUUUAACCCUUUAACGACACUUAAAUAACGUGCUCUUUGACCUAACAUAAGUUUUUGACGAUCUACGGUCUCAAAUGUAGCUGGUUCUGACACGGAGAAAAGUGCCGAUUAGCAUAAUGGCACAAAGCUGCUUUUCUCUGCGACAGAAUCGGCAGAUUUUUGUUGAUUAGGUAAACACUUUGCUACUGUAAAGUAUUAACGGCAAGGUUGCUUUUUUCCGCUUCGGAAUACAUUGGAAAUAUGUUAAAGAGUUAAGUUAGAGGGAAGCAAAAAUCUAAUUUUGAGGCAAAACUUUUGUCUAUUCUCUUUUUUAAAAUAACAAUUAAA
Oryzias melastigma (Indian medaka) is the source of this 5253-nucleotide messenger RNA. Its product is annotated as transmembrane protein 271-like. NCBI's taxonomy places the organism in Eukaryota, Metazoa, Chordata, Actinopteri, Beloniformes, Adrianichthyidae. The transcript has a single exon. The record is from RefSeq and is a predicted model, not a curated record. Bases 451 to 1239 code for a protein of 262 amino acids.